Molecule: messenger RNA, 634 nt
Organism: Hirundo rustica (Barn swallow)
Lineage: Eukaryota; Metazoa; Chordata; Aves; Passeriformes; Hirundinidae
Gene: LYRM4
Product: LYR motif containing 4
Exons: 3
Coding region: 62-331 (89 amino acids)
Biological process (GO): iron-sulfur cluster assembly
Cellular component (GO): L-cysteine desulfurase complex; mitochondrion
Source: RefSeq, a predicted model, not a curated record
GGCGGCGGGAGGGCGGGGAAAAGGGGCCUCGCCGCGGGAGGAGCCGCUCGGUGUCGGCAACAUGGCAGCGUCCAGCCGUGCCCAGGUGCUGCGGCUGUACCGCGCCCUGCUGCGGGAGAGCCAGCGCUUCAGCGCCUACAACUACAGAACAUACGCCAUCAGAAGGAUAAGAGAUGCCUUUAGGGAAAACAAGAACGUAGCGGAUUCUGAAAAAAUAGAAGAACUACUGAAUAAAGCCAAAGCAAACCUAGAGGUUAUUCAACGGCAGGUUACCAUUGGCCAGCUGUACUCCACAGAAAAAUUGGUCAUUGAGAGUCCAGGAAAGACAUAGCCAAGAAAAGCCUCUGAUCCUGAAGCAACACUGGACCAUCUUCAGCAUCCUACAGUGCCACAUACAGAAACAUAAACUCACUGCACAUGUCUGAGCUUGUCUGUUCAGCAGAAGAAAUGCCUGAGAGACUCAGUUUUUGGCAACCAAAGUACUAUCUUCUAAUGGGUCACAUGUUCUAAGAUAAAUGGCUGUGAUUUAUAAUAGUAUUUAAAGUAGUCUGGGAAUCUGUUUGCUUGUAUGUCCCAUGUGAUGGAAUAGCUCCUGCCCUAUUUCAACAAUAAAACUUCAUUAAACUACCUGUAA